UCCAUCUCAUUUAUUUUUUUGCGAUUGAAAUUUAAGUAGAACCAGAAUCUUCAUGCGGCACAGAAAAAAUGUCGGAGCAAGUAAUGGUUCCCGCCAUAAAUUAGAUACAUACAACUAUUUACUUGCUGAUGAGAAAGAAAAGGAAAGGCGUUUGAGACUUUUCUCUCUUCAUCUCCUUCCAUUUCGUUUGCUUUUCUUGGGGCGGCGAAAUGGGAGGAUGUGCGAGCAGGCCUCAGGUGUUGACGGAGGAAUUCGACGCCCCACUCCCGCUGCCGCCACCUGCGGAGGAGAAUGAUUGUAAGCACGAUGUGAUCACCAAGGACAUCGUGGUGGUCGAAGAAUGCAAUGCCGCCCAUGGGGAGUCCCACAUCGGAAUCAUCGUCGCUGAUGAUAAUUUCAACGAAUCCACUUCUAUCACCGACAUAUCCACCCAGGAUGAAGAGCUCAAUUCAGAACAGGUGAAGGAGGAAAUAUUUGAAACCAAGGAAGCUUCUGAACCAUCCAAAUCAAUGCCCCAACUAGAUGAU
Molecule: messenger RNA, 527 nt
Organism: Cuscuta europaea
Lineage: Eukaryota; Viridiplantae; Streptophyta; Magnoliopsida; Solanales; Convolvulaceae
Source: the annotation of a GenBank genome assembly